CGCAGACAUAUUUACUUCUUCUAAGGGCAUUUCGCUCGUAUAGCAUCAGUUUUAGUGAUCAACCUCCAAAAAAGUUUCAUCAUCAGGACCACUUUUUGAUUGUAAAGGUCUUUUAACUCCGCAUCCCCUCACUUUCGGCUUUCUUGAUCGUAUCUUGUGCUAUAAGAUGCAUCUUUUUGUUUCUUUGGCUACACAUAAGUCAUCGCACUAUACUCCUCAAGCCGCAGCCUCUCAGCUCACGUUCUCAGUCACUCUGCCUCGCUGUUAGUCACUCUGCUCACCGUCACAUCUCACCGUCACGUUCGCGUUCGCUCUCAACCUCUCCGCCGCUAUCGUCUUCGCAUUCUCGCUUUCCCGUUCGAAGAUUCCACUUAGUCUCAGACUCGCCUCAGCCUCAGUUUCUCUGCAAUUUUAUUUCGCCCUUUGUCUCCUCCUUUGGGAAAAAAAAGGGAUUAAACAGCAUUGGAGAUUGAAUAAGUGGCAUUAGUAAUUAAGGAGCCAUCCAAACAAGAAGAGAUCACAUUGAAGACUUGAUUAGGGCUGCUCUGUAUUGCUCAAUUUUCAAUUGAGAGUAUCGUUGGAUUGUUGAAGGGAUACAUAUGAAUCCGAGCACAUGCUGUGACAGCUGCAGCCAAUUGAACAGCUGAUAUCCUUGGAGGACACCAGUCAGAGUCGGAGACCUGUCCGGUAUUGCUCCACCAUCCCAGGUUCAGAAUUUUGUAGCUGUCCAUGACAAUGAGUGCUACGGCUUUCAGUGCUAUUUGUUUCAACAAUGGCUGCUUGUGGAAGGCGGAGAAGCCAUCCAAGUUUAGGAAGCGACAUGAGGUGAGGCCAUUUGUCAAUUGUAUGAUGAAGUCAAGUAAUUGUGCUUCACGAAGUACCGUUCGUAUUGGUGUUCUUGGAGCUAGUGGCUACACUGGUGCUGAGGUUCUUCGGCUUUUAGCAAAUCACCCACAAUGUGAGGUUACUCUAAUGACAGCUGAUAGGAAAGCUGGGCAGCCAAUUGCAUCUGUCUUCCCUCAUUUUGCUACACGGAAUCUGCCGGAUUUGAUUACAAUUAAGGAUGCAAGUUUUUCUGAUGUGGACGCUGUAUUUUGUUGUUUGCCACAUGGAACCACUCAGGAAAUAAUUAAAGGCCUUCCCAAGCACUUGAAGAUUGUUGACCUAUCUGCAGACUUCCGCCUACGAAAUAUAUCUGAGUAUGAAGAGUGGUAUGGUCAACCACACAGGGCACCAGAUUUGCAAAAAGAAGCUGUAUAUGGAUUGACAGAGAUUUUUAGGGAAGAAAUAAAACAUGCACGCCUAGUGGCUAACCCAGGUUGUUAUCCAACAUCCAUUCAACUUCCUCUUGUCCCAUUGAUAAAGGCUAAUCUUAUUGAGACUAAAAAUGUUAUUAUUGAUGCAAAAUCUGGUGUUAGUGGAGCAGGGCGUAGUGUGAGGGAAAAUUUAUUGUUCACAGAAGUGGCUGAAGGUAUCAAUUCAUAUGGUGUUACCCGACAUCGCCAUGUUCCAGAAACUGAACAGGGACUCUCAGAUGCUGCCCGAUCAAAAAUAACCAUUAGUUUUACCCCACACUUAAUUCCAAUGAUCCGUGGCAUGCAAUCAACUAUCUAUGUGGAAAUGGCUCCAAGAGUUAGAAUUGAGGACUUGCACCAGCAGCUGAGGCAAUUUUAUGAGGAUGAAGAAUUUGUCGUACUGUUGGAAAACGGAGUCAUCCCUCGAACUCAUAGCGUUAGAGGGACUAAUUACUGUUUGAUCAAUGUUUUUCCAGACCGAAUUCCCGGGAGAGCAAUCAUUAUAUCUGUAAUUGAUAAUCUAGUGAAGGGAGCUUCAGGUCAAGCUUUGCAGAAUCUUAACGCGAUGAUGGGAUUUCCAGAGAAUCUGGGUCUUCAUUACCAGCCUUUGUUUCCUUAGAGCAUGCAGCCAAUGAUGAAGCAGAAUCAAUGAGGCCAAAGUCCCAACUGGAUGGACUGAUUACGUAUUUUCAAUGACACUUAGUUCCCUUAAUCCUUAAUCCUUCUUGAAUGAACACGGAUGUUAGCGCAUAGUCAGAAAAUUAUGUAUUUUAUUUUUUUCUUUCAGAGGCACUUUCUCAAAAUGUUAUGGGAAGAAGUCAAACCAAUUGUAUGAUAUAAAUAUGGAGACGCAUAGGUAGGAUGAAAUGUAUAUGAGUUGGCGUAUUUUUAAUGAAGGUUGUAUAAAGGAGACGGCAUUGUAGGGGUAUCUAAGAAGUUCUUAUGAUGUUGGCGACCCUUGACAAAAUUUAGACAAGGGCAAAACUGCAUGUUGCUCAUUUUUAAAUGAUUCAUUACGAUUGCUGUAUUUGGGAA
Molecule: messenger RNA, 2330 nt
Organism: Prosopis cineraria
Lineage: Eukaryota; Viridiplantae; Streptophyta; Magnoliopsida; Fabales; Fabaceae
Product: probable N-acetyl-gamma-glutamyl-phosphate reductase, chloroplastic
Exons: 18
Coding region: 730-1914 (394 amino acids)
Biological process (GO): L-arginine biosynthetic process
Molecular function (GO): NADP+ binding; NAD binding; N-acetyl-gamma-glutamyl-phosphate reductase (NADP+) activity
Source: RefSeq, a predicted model, not a curated record